Messenger RNA from Neopelma chrysocephalum (saffron-crested tyrant-manakin), 2241 nucleotides. It is a transcript of the gene NOS1AP, whose product is annotated as nitric oxide synthase 1 adaptor protein. The record is from RefSeq and is a predicted model, not a curated record. The transcript has 10 exons. The coding region runs from base 63 to 1373 and encodes 436 amino acids. NCBI's taxonomy places the organism in Eukaryota, Metazoa, Chordata, Aves, Passeriformes, Pipridae. Gene Ontology annotation, molecular function: nitric-oxide synthase binding.
CCAAGUACAUCGGGAGCCUGGAUGUGCCACGGCCAAACAGCCGGGUGGAGAUCGUGACGGCCAUGCGGCGGAUCAGGUAUGAGUUUAAAGCCAAGAAUAUCAAGAAGAAGAAAGUGAAUCUCAUUGUGUCAGUGGAUGGCGUGAAGGUCAUUCUGAAGAAGAAGAAGAAGCUUCUUUCAUUGCAGAAAAAAGAAUGGGCCUGGGACGAGAACAAAAUGCUCGUCAUGCACGACCCCAUCUACAGAAUAUUCUAUGUGUCUCAUGACUCCCAGGACCUAAAGAUCUUCAGCUACAUUGCCAGGGAUGGGUCUAGCAACAUCUUCAGGUGCAACGUCUUCAAAUCCAAGAAGAAGAGCCAAGCCAUGCGCAUCGUGCGGACGGUGGGGCAGGCGUUCGAGGUCUGCCACAAGCUGAGCCUGCAGCACACCCAGCAAAACGCAGACGGGCAGGAGGAUGGAGACAGUGAGAGGAACGGAGAUGACCUGGAUGUCCCAGCCUGCCGCCUCUCCGGUGUGGAGAGGGCAGCCGCCUCAGCGGAAGAGACGGACAUCGACGCCGUAGAGCUGCCACUGCCCGGAGCCGACAUCCUGGACUUCAGCCGUGGCGUGACUGACCUCGAUGCUGUGGGCAAGGAGGGCUGCCUCCACCCUGAAGAUAUCCUGACAGCAUCACCCAAGAUGCUGCUGCCCUCAUCUGCCCAGCUGCCUGACCUGGGAACACCCCUCUCUGCCCACCAUCAGAUGCAGCUUCUCCAGCAGCUCCUGCAGCAGCAGCAGCAGCAGACACAAGUGGCCGUGGCACAGGUGCACCUGCUGAAGGACCAGCUGGCAGCAGAGGCGGCGGCACGGCUGGAGGCCCAGGCUCGAGUGCACCAGCUCCUGCUCCAGAACAAGGACUUGCUGCAGCACAUCUCGCUCCUGGUCAAACAGGUGCAGGAGCUGGAGCUGAAGCUGGCAGGGAACACGACGACAGGCUCCCAGGACAGUCUGCUGGAGAUCACCUUCCGCUCCAACGUCCUCCCUGUCCUCUGCGACCCGAUCACCCCGCAGCCCGAGGACACCCACCCGCCGCCGCUGGGCCCCAGCUCAGCUUUCCCCAGCACCCUGGGCAGUCCCAUAGGUAGGAACGACUGUCUGGUGAAGCUGGAGUGCUACCGCUUUCUGCCGGACUCGGGGCCACCUGCCCCAGAGCCACCGCUGGGCAGCCUGGAGCUCAUCAAGUUCCGCGAGUCGGGCAUCGCCUCCGAGUACGAGUCCAACACGGACGAGAGCGAGGAGCGUGACUCCUGGUCCCAGGAGGAACCGCCGCGCCUGCUCCACGUCCAGCCCAGGCAGGACCUGGGCGACAGCCUGGAGGAUGAGAUCGCGGUGUAGGGGGGUCAGCAGGAGGUGGUGCGGAGCAGCCAGGACCUGCCAGAGCUGGGACAGACCCUGGCCAUAGCCCAGUGGCCCUGGCAGGGAUGGGACAGCCCGGAGGGAAUGGGGUGGAGGGGGGAGUGUGAGGCUUCCAGCACCCAGUCAGGAGAUGUGCAGGGGUUAGGUGGAGUCGUGCUGAGGGAGUGUGCUGGGCAUGCUGUGCUCCAGCGUGCAUGGGCUUGUGUGUUGAGCUGGAGCAUCCCUGCUUCUCAACUGACAGUGAGCUGACAGCUCCUUGUGCUAACCCCUGGCUCCCACCCCCCACAAACUGUGUGUCCAGGUGAGGCAGAAGCAAGGGGACUCCCUGCUGGAUUAGCCCCUGCUGCUGCUGGGGAAGGAGUAAAGGAGAGGAAGGAUUUUUCUGAGGGAACAAGAGAGGAGAUGCAGGGCAGGGAGCAGGGACAAGAGGGACCAAGGGGGGAGUGCUGGGGUGAUGAGCAAGGACAGAGUGGCUGGCAGGUGGUCUGGCUCUCUGUGUGGUGGACAGGGUGGAAGACAAGGAUAGGGUCAUGCUACGUUAGGGUUGGUGACAGUGCAGUGUUGUAGUGGGUCUGUGAGUGAGAGGUGAGGCAUAGAGGGACAGUGGGGACAAGCCUGGAAAGGAGUUGAUGGGGUAAGAUGAGGUUGCACAGGCUGGCCAGGUGCAGACAGUUCCUGCAGAGUGAUGUGGCACUUCCAGGACAGAGUUUGUCCCUGCCUGAGGCAGGUGGAGAGCAUGCAGGCACAGCCACUCCUUUCCCAGGCUGUGGAGCAGAGAAGGUGGCACAGCUCAGUGUGGAACUGGGAGCCAGGGAAUGCAGCACUGGGCUGUGGGGUGUCCUCCCCG